Olea europaea var. sylvestris is the source of this 1009-nucleotide messenger RNA. RefSeq names its product PRA1 family protein B1-like. Gene Ontology annotation, biological process: vesicle-mediated transport. Gene Ontology annotation, cellular component: Golgi apparatus; endoplasmic reticulum. Bases 53 to 691 code for a protein of 212 amino acids. The transcript has a single exon. The record is from RefSeq and is a predicted model, not a curated record. NCBI's taxonomy places the organism in Eukaryota, Viridiplantae, Streptophyta, Magnoliopsida, Lamiales, Oleaceae.
UGGACGUUAAAUUGAAACGCGUCCAACUUUUUUCCUCACUAAAGAAUCGCAAAUGGCCUCUCCGCCGACGCUCCCGAUAUCGACCUCCCAAUCCGACACGGUGGCGUCGUCGAUCUCCACCCGCGCCUUCCGAUCCUUCCUCUCCAACCUCUCCGCCACCAUCCGUCACGGCCUCUCCCAGCGCCGCCCCUGGUACGAACUCCUUGAUCGCUCUUCCUUCGCCCGUCCCGACUCCUUGUCCGAAGCCGCAUCCCGCAUCCGCAAGAACUCCUCCUACUUUCGCGUCAAUUACAUUUCGCUAAUCGCCCUUUCACUUGCUUUAUCUCUUCUGUCCCACCCUUUCUCGUUACUUGUCCUCUUAGGCCUACUCGGCGCGUGGUUUUUCCUUUACUUAUUCCGUCCUUCGGAUCAGCCACUUGUUAUUGGGGGACGCACAUUUUCGCCUCGUGAGAUUUUGGGGAUUUUGGUGGUGUCUACCGUAGUUGUGGUGUUCCUAACCAGCGUUGGAUCGCUGCUCAUGUCAGCUUUGCUUGUCGGCCUGGCAGUUGUUUGUACGCACGGCGCAUUCCGCGUUCCCGAGGAUUUGUUCCUGGACGAUUCGGAGCCGGCUAAUGCUGGGUUGUUUUCCUUCCUAGGUGGCGCAGCUUCCGCCGCGGCUGCAGCUGCACCAUCCGUUGCCACUCGUGUGUAAUUUGAUUCGAUAAAAUCCAUUCGGAUGUAAUAGAUCCAUAUACAAAGGUAAUAGAUUGGCUUCUUUUAAUACUACUUGGUGAUUAUUUUAAUGUUAUUUAGAGGAAUUGUAAGAUUUCUCGGUAGAAGAAUAUAUGUGGAACUGCCUCAUCAUUAGGGGAAAUUUGGCUGGAGAUUUUGUACCUAGAUUGGAUCUGUCACUUGCUAUUUAAAAUCUGUGUUUUGGAUGAUUUAUGUAAUCUUUCGUCACACGUUUCUUGUUGAAUUAGAUGUUCAAUUAUUUCGUCAGAUAUCAAUUAUUUAGCAGACAUUUUGCUCA